Molecule: messenger RNA, 1267 nt
Organism: Nelumbo nucifera (sacred lotus)
Lineage: Eukaryota; Viridiplantae; Streptophyta; Magnoliopsida; Proteales; Nelumbonaceae
Source: RefSeq, a predicted model, not a curated record
UGGCACUAUGUGCAGAUAUGGCAUCUACAGUUGUAGAAAAAGGAAUAUAAAGCUCCCAUGAUAAAUGUUGAACUAACCAGUUGAGAGGCUGUGGUUUUUGAGAUGGGCCAUCACUGUUGCAGCAAGCAGAAAGUAAAAAGAGGGCUGUGGUCACCUGAAGAAGAUGAGAAGCUCAUCAGAUACAUCACAACCCAUGGCCAUGGUUGCUGGAGUUCUGUUCCAAAGCUAGCAGGGCUGCAAAGGUGUGGCAAGAGUUGCAGGUUGAGAUGGAUCAACUAUCUGAGACCAGACCUCAAAAGGGGUUCUUUUUCUGCACAAGAAGAACGAAUCAUCAUCGAUGUUCACAGAAUUUUAGGCAAUAGAUGGGCUCAGAUAGCUAAGCAUCUACCAGGGAGAACAGACAAUGAGGUGAAGAACUUCUGGAAUUCAUGCAUUAAGAAAAAGCUGCUUGCACAAGGGUUGGACCCAAAAACUCACAAUCUGAUCUCCUCUCAUCACACCACCAAUAAUAACAAUGCAUGCAAUCUCCUCCAUACCCACCAGCAGCCCAUUUUUACUGUAGAAACACAGACAAGAGAGAGAUCCUCCAUAACCAUUAAUCCACCUUUCAUUACAUUGCCACCACCACCACCACCACCUCCUCCUCCUCCUCCUCCUCCGCUUCAUCCUAUUACCACUACUACAACUACUGCUGCUCACCAUCCUCCAUUGCAUGAAGCCAUAACUAACCCAAUCUAUGAUUACCAAAACCCAAAUCUUGUUUGGAAUGCUAAAGCUCAAAACUUACUUGCUUCGGUUGAUUUCGUUGGUCGAUCUCCAAUGGAUAGUGUGCCCAUCUCUUCUGCAACGAAUCAUCCAUCUGGGCUUGGGUAUUUAGAGGAGAACUGCAUAUGGACUACCAGUGCUGAACCCUUUGAACCCCCAAAACAACAAGAAAUGCAACAAUUACAGCAGCAGCAACAGCAGGAAGUUUGUGAUGUGGAGUUCGAUGAUGCCAAUGAAGUUAAGGGCAGUCAAGACAUGGAGACUUCAUUCAACAGCUCCAAUUUCGAUAUUGAUUUUGUGGAUUCUACAAUGAUGCCUUGUGGAAUGUAUUGCACUUCCACCUCCAUGGAUCAAAUUGCAUGGGAUUGCUAGGUCUUUUUAUGUAUUCUAUUAGAGUUUGGUUGUGGCUGUGUAUUCUAAAAUUCAAACACAAGGGCUUGUACAUGGGUUCAAGGACAGUAUGUUUUUCCUUCAAUAACACCUCUCUCUCUCUCUCUCUAGA